UCUUUUUAAACCCUCCAUUUCCAAUGUCUUAAUUCCUCACCUCCAUUCACCUUCAUCCCUUUCGAAAAUCUAGCUAAGAGAGAAGCAAUUCAAACAAUUAUGGCUAGAGAAAUUUCUCCGGCAACAACAAGGCCCGUUCUUUUCACAUUGGUUGCAGUCGCAAGUACCAUUCCCGUCUUCUUUUCAGGAUACUACCUUGCUAAAACCAUCAUUCUUUUCAUUCGUGGCGAUCCAGACGGUACCCAUCCGCAUUUGGAAACGGAAUUGGGUUUCACAAUCUUCGCUUUCGUUCUGUUCCUCCUGGGUUCAAUUGCUAUUGUAUGGAGAGUGAAGCCCCUCCAAGUAAUAUGCAUUACAACGUUGGUCAUUACCAUAGUUCUAAUCUUUGCGGGAACAGUGUCCAUCGAAUCUAGCGGGGCCUAUUACCGACUUGAGGAAUAUCCGCGAUGGGCCAAAAACUUUAUUCUGAAUGACAUCGAUUGGAGUGGUUUUCAGAGGUAUAUGAUUCGGGAAAAGAUUUGUGAAAAGCUUGGCGGCGAAAAUGAACUAUUACUGCAGGGAGGUUGCUGUUCUCCUCCUACUUAUUGCGGAUAUCGAGAAAUGAAUAAGACUUGGAUUGUCCCGAAAUCAGGAGAAUAUUACCAAGAUAACAAUUGCAUGAUGUGGAGCAACGACCACGACAAAUUGUGUUACAACUGCAACACUUGCAAGGCUGCUUACCUGAUUAACUACGUCCAUGGAUGGCACACUAGAUUGUUCUGUAUGUUCAUCGCACUCGUCAUCUGGAUUGGUUGCUUUAAUUUUACAUUUGGAGCGGACAAUGAGAACAACCAGGGAAGACAACAGACUGUGUAGUCCAUUAGUCGCAAGCAUGAUAUGUAUACUUCAUCAAAGACGACGAGUCUGUACCUUUGGUCAUUGGUAAAAUUAAUUGUACUUGCCCAAAUUUGUUUGAUGGGUUAACUUCGCUAAGACGCGUUUAUUUGGUGAAUGUCUUUUUUUUUUUAUCAGCAAAAAGAUACAAGGAUAUAAUUUCUGAUCGUGUGGUACGUAUUAGUUUUAGAGCGUGCAUGGGCAUAUGCAUAUUUUUUGU
This is a messenger RNA of Rhododendron vialii, 1093 nucleotides long. Its product is annotated as tetraspanin-2-like. Gene Ontology annotation, biological process: auxin-activated signaling pathway. Lineage: Eukaryota; Viridiplantae; Streptophyta; Magnoliopsida; Ericales; Ericaceae. The transcript has 2 exons. The coding region runs from base 100 to 855 and encodes 251 amino acids. The record is from RefSeq and is a predicted model, not a curated record. Gene Ontology annotation, cellular component: plasma membrane; plasmodesma.